CAAAAUAGCGUAAAAAUUCCAAAAAAAAAGUCAUUAAUAGUGAAAACGUCAGUCAUGUUGGCUGUAGGCUUCGCACUAACACUCGGCCUCAUAAUCGCCGCUUACUACUGGCUGCGGCAACAUUAUCGCUACUGGGAAAAGCUUGGCCUACCGCACAUCCCAUCCACGUUGAUAGUGGGCAAUGUUUUCGAUUUGCUGCGUUACCGUUGGUCCUUUGGCGAGCACUUCAUGGCGCUCUACAAUGAUCCGGCCGCCCAAGGACACGACUUCGUCGGCAUCCAUGUGCUGCAUAAUCACGCACUGCUGCUGCGUGCGCCCGAGCUAAUCAAACGUGUGCUGGUAAGUGACUUUAGCACAUUCGGUAGCCGCUUCGAACGUAGUGAUCCGGUGGGCGAUGCCAUGGGUUCGUUGAAUUUGUUCUUUGCGCAAUACGACAUCUGGAAGGAGAUACACCAGAUAUUUUCACCGCUCUUCGCCUACGGCAAGACGAAACAAAUGUAUCCGCUACUGCAACAGGUUGGCUGUAAGCUGGAGCAAUACAUGGCCGCUUUGAAUUUCGAUGAAAAAACCGACUCGGUCAUUGUCGAGUUGAAGGAGAUGUGCGCACUCUACACCACCGAUGUCAUAGCUUCAAUAGCUUUCGGCAUCGAGGCAAAUAGUUUAGCAAAUCCCAAAGCUGAGUUCCGUCGCAUGUGCAUCGAAGUUAAUGAGCCACGCCCCAAACGCUUACUACACCUUUUCACCAUAUUCUUCGCGCCACAACUGGUCGGACGUGUAGGCACACAUUUGUAUUCGCCCGAGUAUGAAAAGUUCAUGCGUUCCUCCACUGAUUACGCGAUUGAGGAGCGUGUGCGUAGCGGCGCGCUACGCAACGAUCUGAUCGACAUAUUUAUAGCGUUGAAGCGGCAAGCGGACGGCAGCGCGAAAUCGGGUAUGAUGAAGGAACGCGAUUUCUUUGUCGCUCAAUCAGCUUUCUUGCUCUUGGCUGGUUUUGACACCUCCUCUUCGACAAUCACUUUCACGCUCUACGAGUUGGCUAAGCAUCCCGAAAUGCAGCGUCGUUUGCGCGCUGAACUGCUAGAGGCGCUGACAAAGGGUGGUGGAGAGUUGGACUACGACACCAUUAGUACGCUACCGUAUUUGCGUAUGGUCGUGGAUGAGGUGCUGCGUUUAUAUCCGGCUACUACAUUUCUAGAUCGGCGCUGUACUGCCGCGGAGGGUUACUUGUUGGAUAGCAAAAGUGGCUAUCGUAUACCAGAAGGUAUGCCAGUCUAUAUUUCAGUGCUCGGUUUACAACGAGAUGAACGGUUAUGGCCUAAGCCACUCGAGUUUGAUCCGGAGCGCUUUUCGCCGGAAAAUCGCGAGCAACAUAUACCUAUGAGUUAUAUACCCUUCGGCGCUGGUCCACGCGGCUGUACUGGCACUCUAUUGGGGCUGUUGGAAGUUAAAACGGGACUCGUACAUAUUUUAAAGAAUUACCGUGUAGAAACUUGCCCACUCACACCAACGGAAAUGACAUUCGAUGCGAAAGCAUUCGUUUUGGCACCAGACGGUGGCACUUAUCUGCGUUUCGUGAAGGAUAAGAUUUGCUGAUUUCAAUAAAUAUUCACUGCAAA
Molecule: messenger RNA, 1616 nt
Organism: Anastrepha obliqua
Lineage: Eukaryota; Metazoa; Arthropoda; Insecta; Diptera; Tephritidae
Product: probable cytochrome P450 6t1
Exons: 3
Coding region: 55-1593 (512 amino acids)
Biological process (GO): response to DDT; insecticide catabolic process
Molecular function (GO): heme binding; oxidoreductase activity, acting on paired donors, with incorporation or reduction of molecular oxygen; iron ion binding
Source: RefSeq, a predicted model, not a curated record